ACGACAAAUCCAUUCGUGCUCAAGAUGCUCAAGUACGACAAGGCUGCGAAAGAGGCUCAUGUCUCUGGCCUUACCGGCAGCACCGUGAGCGAUGUUAACAGCGUUGCUCUCGCAAUGCCUCUCGCAGUCCUUCUCUGGUCGACGCUCCAAUCUAGGCAACGCACGUUCACUCCCUACAAGCCUGUCGCUAUCUUCGUUGACUUUCUCAUAAACUGUUGCGCUACACUCUUUGCGACCACCAUAUACUCGUCGUCCACAUGGCUGUUCAACUUUCUUCUGAUAUUGCCCGCCGUCUUCAUAGCCACCACCUCCCAACCCGUCACAGCACGAUCCUCCAAACCGCCCGUCAAGGAGCUCUCUAAAUCGAAACCACCGAGUCGCCUCCCCAUCAAACCCUUCAUUACCCACUACCGCGGAUCAAUGCUGGUUAUAACCUGCGUUGCCAUACUCGCCGUAGACUUCCGAAUCUUUCCACGGCGCUUUGCCAAAGUAGAGAAUUGGGGCACAUCCUUAAUGGACAUGGGUGUGGGCUCGUUCGUCUUCUCCAGUGGAGUGGUGUCCGCCCGAAGCUUGCUAAAGAAUGAGGCUGGGGUUCGCCUUCCGUUUGCAGAGCGUCUCGUUCGCUCCACUCGGCACUCUCUCCCUCUCCUUGUACUGGGUGUCUUACGGCUCCUCUCCGUCAAGGGACUCGACUACGCAGAACAUGUCACGGAAUAUGGUGUACACUGGAACUUCUUCUUCACAUUAGGGCUACUGCCACCUUUUGUGGCCGUGUUCCAGUCCUUGUUUGACUUUCUUCCGUCAUAUGCUCUACUGUCACUGAUCCUAGCCACCCUAUACGAAAUUGCACUUGACCGAACUGAUCUGGGAAAGUUCAUCUUGACCGCUCCACGGACCGACCUUUUAUCACAGAAUCGAGAAGGUCUGUUCUCCUUCAUUGGCUAUCUGGCUAUAUUUUUAGCCGGACAGUCCCUAGGCAUGUCUGUGCUACCGAGACAAGCCUCCGUCGAAAGCAAGUCUUCUUGGAGAAUUCUUUUAAGGCGCACGAUUCUGGGAAAGCUUGUUCUGGCGACGACCUUCUGGACAGUCCUCUUCUAUUGGACUGUGAGUUAUGCCUAUGGACUUGGACUGCGUCUCAGCGUCUCACGCCGCCUUGCCAACUUGCCGUACGUCUUGUGGGUAUCCUCCUUCAACAGCGGCCAGAUUACCUUGUGCUAUGCUAUUGAGCGAAUUUUCUUUCCCCAGAUAUAUAAGGCAAGCAGCGAGACAGAGGAGGCGCAAAGAGCCCGAGACGCAACCAGCCCCGUUCUAUCUGCAUUCAAUCGGAACGGACUCGCGGUAUUCUUGCUUGCAAACCUACUCACUGGGCUUGUCAAUCUGACAUUGCCAACCUUGCAAAUGGGCACUGUUGCAUCAAUGGCCAUGCUACUUGCCUACAUAGCGGCAUUAUCUGCUGUCGCGCUCACUUUAGAUCGCAUGAAUGUAUCGAUAAAACUCUAGAUGAGCUCGUACAAUCGAAGCAUGUACCUUCAAACAAGCAGAAGAAAAUUUCACUACCUAUGUAUAUAUAGUAAU
Messenger RNA from Westerdykella ornata, 1575 nucleotides. Its product is annotated as GPI-anchored wall transfer protein 1. Gene Ontology annotation, biological process: GPI anchor biosynthetic process; protein localization to plasma membrane. Gene Ontology annotation, cellular component: endoplasmic reticulum; membrane. Lineage: Eukaryota; Fungi; Ascomycota; Dothideomycetes; Pleosporales; Sporormiaceae. The transcript is spliced from 2 exons. The record is from RefSeq and is a predicted model, not a curated record. Gene Ontology annotation, molecular function: glucosaminyl-phosphatidylinositol O-acyltransferase activity. The coding region runs from base 25 to 1500 and encodes 491 amino acids.